Molecule: messenger RNA, 4387 nt
Organism: Bicyclus anynana (squinting bush brown)
Lineage: Eukaryota; Metazoa; Arthropoda; Insecta; Lepidoptera; Nymphalidae
Product: toll-like receptor 7
Exons: 1
Coding region: 224-4081 (1285 amino acids)
Biological process (GO): signal transduction
Molecular function (GO): protein binding
Source: RefSeq, a predicted model, not a curated record
CUAACGAUGUCGAAACUCGACUCGGCGAACCGCCUCAGUCGAGCACGAGCUACGAUGAGGAGCGCACGCGUCCGCGUCGCCUCCUCACAUCUCGCACGUACGUUGGAACGUAAACAUUGAUCAGUGAAGUGUACGAUGAUCCAGUGAACUUGAACAAAAUUUGAUACAGUGUAUGAGUGAAUGAACAAAUUUCAAAACGAUCAAAGACAAAUGUAUAGAGAAAAUGUUUCAAUUUGUGACUUUUUUAUUAUUAGUGACUUUGGGUGUAAUAUCCGCGUAUGUGACGAGAGAUUCGGAUAACUGUAGAAAAGAUUUCGAUGGCGAUAAAAGUUCAACUUUGUGUCAUGUGCGGACGCUCGAAACAAAUGGAUCCAAUCUUUCUUCGGCGCCUUCUGACAGUACAAGAACUUUAAUCGUUGAGUGCAAUCAACUUCUGUUGUUUGAAAGUUAUCUUGAAGCAAACUAUUUUCAACGAUUUGGAAAGUUGGAAGAUUUGACUCUACGCAAUUGCAAACUUCUACGGAUACCUGGAAAUGCGUUUGAAGGAUUACGCGAAUUAAAGAACUUAUCAAUAAGGACUAAAAACCAUGACUGGAGCUAUAAUAAAGUUUUAGAACUUUCGCUAGGAGCUUUCAAUGGUCUACGAGAAUUACAGUCGCUGGAUUUGGGAAAUAACAAUCUGAAAGCUAUACCCGCAGAUGUGUUUUGCCCUUUGGAGAAUUUGCAAAUACUAAACAUUACUCACAACAGAAUUAAAGCCAUAGAUCGUCUAGGAUUUGGGAAAACCUGUGGAUCUGGUCUGAGUAAUUUAGAUCUGAGUUAUAAUGAAAUUAAAUCUUUGAGCGAAGAAUCAGAGAUUUCAGGACUUCGUCGACUUCAAGAGCUGAGACUUCAACAUAAUAACAUCAGUGAUAUUUCUAGUGAAAUAUUUAAUGGACUUAUUUCAUUACGCAUAUUAAAUGUUUCUCAUAAUAACCUGCACACCAUACCCGAGGGCACGUUCUCUAAUACGAAAGAGUUGCGAGAAAUAUAUUUAAAUAAUAACCUACUAUUUGAAUUAGCCAGAGGCGUUUUCCACCGAUUAGAACAGCUGCUUGUCUUAGAUUUAUCGAAUAAUCAACUCUCAAGUGCUCACAUCGAUGGAGGAACUUUCAUUGGUCUUAUACGCUUAGUCAUUCUGAAUUUAUCCAAUAACGCCUUGACGAGGAUAGAUGGUAAGACGUUCAAGGAUUUAUUCUUCCUUCAAAUAUUAGAUUUAAGAAAUAAUUCAAUUGGAUAUAUUGAAGAGAAUACUUUCCUUCCUUUGUAUAAUUUACAUACUAUAAACUUAGCUGAAAAUAGAUUGCACACUAUCGAUGAGCUCCUUUUUAAUGGCUUGUUUGUUUUAAGUAAAUUGAAUUUAAAUAACAACCUUUUAAUUAAUAUCGAUCCAAAAGCGUUUAAAAAUUGUUCCGACUUGAAAGAACUAGAUUUAAGUUCCAACCAAUUAACCGAAGUUCCGAGGGCUGUAUGGGAGUUGUCUGUACUAAAAACCUUAGAUUUAGGAGAGAAUUUAAUAAACGAUAUUAAAAAUGGGUCAUUUAAAAAUUUAGAUCAGUUAACUGGCUUGAGAUUGAUCGAUAACCAAAUAGGAAACCUUAGCGUGGGCAUGUUUUGGGACUUACCGAGCCUUCAAGUAUUAAAUUUAGCAAAAAAUAAAAUUCAAGCCGUUGAAAGAGGGAGUUUUGAACGAAAUAAACAAUUAGAAGCCAUACGAUUAGAUGGUAAUUUCAUAUCGGAUAUAAACGGGGUGUUUGCGACCUUAUUGAGUUUACUUUGGCUUAAUUUGUCUGAAAAUCAUUUAGUUUGGUUUGAUUACGCGUUUGUACCUAGUAAUUUGAAAUGGUUAGACGUACAUGGAAAUUUCAUAGAACAUUUAGGUAAUUACUAUAAACUCCAAGAUCAAAUUAGAAUAAAAACAUUGGAUGUUAGCCACAACCGUAUCGUAGAAAUAUCCCCAUUGGCGAUCCCAAACAGUGUGGAACUGUUGUUUAUAAAUAACAACCACAUUAACAAUAUCCAAGUAAACACGUUUAUGGAGAAACGUAAUCUCACAAGAGUGGAUAUUUACGCAAAUGAGAUAUCUCAUUUAGAUAUCAACAGCCUCCGGUUAUCGCCAGUCCCCUUGAACAAGUCGUUGCCAGAGUUCUAUAUAGGAGGAAAUCCGUUCGAUUGUGAUUGCUCUAUGGAAUGGCUGCCUUUAAUAAAUAACAUGACUGCCAUGAGACAACACCCUAGAAUUAUGGAUCUCGAAAAUGUGCUAUGCAAAAUGACCCAUACUAGGGGUGUUACGCAUAUCCCAUUAAGUAAUUUAAAAUCAACAGAUUUCUUGUGCACAUACGAAACACACUGCUUUACUUUGUGCCACUGUUGUGACUACGUUGCUUGUGAUUGCCAAAUGACUUGCCCUUAUAAUUGUUCUUGUUACCACGACCCGACCUGGCAUACAAAUGUAGUUGAUUGUUCUAGUCAAAGUGCUGUCGAAAUACCAGAAAAGAUACCUAUGGACGCAACUGAGGUCUAUUUAGAUGGGAAUAACUUUAAAGAAUUGCAAAAUUAUGCAUUCAUAGGCAGAAAAAAUAUGAGAUCGCUGUAUGUAAAUUCGAGUGAAGUUGAAAAUAUACAUAAUAGAACAUUUGCCGGUUUAUCGUCCCUCGUUAUUUUACAUCUGGGGAAUAAUAAACUGAAAUACAUAAAUGGAUACGAAUUUGAGCAUUUGACUUCACUCACUGAGCUUUAUUUACAAGAAAAUUACAUUGGCUAUAUUGAAAACAAUACAUUUUCAAGUUUGCUCUCUUUAAAAAUUUUAAGAAUAGAUGGAAAUAGGUUAGUGGACUUUUCUCUCUGGAUUUUAACUUUAAAUAAGAAUUUAAAUAGUAUCUCAAUUGGAAAUAAUAUGUGGUCGUGUAAAUGUAGAUAUUUGCAAAGGUUAACUGCGUAUUUAUCAGAAAAUGUUCCUAAAAUAGUAGAUUUAGCAGAUGUAUGGUGCUCAAAUAUAGGGCAGUCACCACCAAAGAAAGAAUUGAACCUCAAUGGUACCAUAUGUAGUGACUACUACGCCAGUGAUACGGCAAUAGACAAUAUGCUCAUUACAAAUUACAUGCCGAUGAUGGUGACCUCAUUAACUGGAUUUAUGUUAAUCCUACUCGUUACUCUUAUUAUAUUUUUAUGUAGAGAUACGAUUAGAAUAUGGCUCUAUACUAGUUGUGGAAUUCGAUUUUUUCCAUUUGCUGGAGCAUAUGAUGACACAGAUAAAUUAUACGAUGCCUACAUAUGUUACAGCCCUAAAGAUGAUGAUUUUGUUAUACAAACUUUAGCUGCUGAACUAGAAAAUGGUAGUCCAUCUUAUCACCUUUGCUUGCAUUAUAGAGAUAUUCCACAACCUGGGGUAGCUUAUAUGCAAUAUACUCUACCACUUCCCGAAGCAGCCGAGGCAUCAAAGCGUAUCAUACUGGUCUUGACAAGAAAUUUUCUCGAAACUGAAUGGUCUCGCUUUGAAUUCAAACAGGCACUUCAUAGCAUUUUAAAGUCACGUAUUUACACAUUAAUAAUUAUAGAAGACAGUUCAGUAUUGGUUGAAGCUCAAUGCGAUCCAGAUUUGAGGCCCUAUUUGAAAACUAGUUUACGUAUAAAAUGGGGUCAAAAUAAAUUUUGGGAAAAAUUACGUUACUCAAUGCCGGAUCGCAAGUACAAGUCAAAAUCAUCUAGUUUUAGAAACAACAUAAGUUCUUACUCAAUGAGAAGUGGUGUCCAAAAUGGGACGAUGAGAUCGUUUUCGUUUACGGAAAAAAUGAGAGGACCCGGGGAUAGCGUGUCCGCGGCACCUGAAUUCUUAGACGGACGUUCGCAACACGUUCAAACUGCUUACGGUACCGAUGGUAGGCCUCCAUCAGACCACAUUUAUUCGUCAAUAGAUUCAGAUUACUCGUCAUUAGAAUUAGGUGGAAGUAAUCCUAAUAGAAGACGAGACUUUAGGCAUUGGCCACCGCCUCCUACUCUGAUUGACACGCAACAUUCAGGUGGUCAAGCUUACCUGGUCUAGUCUUCGCUUCUAAAUGUUUUGAAUUAUAUAAAUAAUGUAGUCAAAGCUUCUUGUGUAAAUUGUUAUUGUAAAAUGCGCGCUUUACCAAAUAAUUAAAAAUUUUAAUCUAUUUUUGUAAUAUAAUAAGCCAUUAAAAAGGGCGUUGAUUUCGGAAUGUUGGUGUAAAUAAAUUCUAUAAGACUGCUGUAGAUUAUGUGAAUUUUGUAAAUAGCUGUAAUUAUAAUAAUAUGUAAAUAGAUGUCCAUAUGAAGUCACAGUAUACCUAUUUAUAUACUUUAAUAAAGCCAUUGUGAUAAUUUUUGCAUA